AUGGAUAGCGAUGAGUAUAAAAAAGAAGUUGAAGCAAAUGUAAAGGCAGAAAAACUUUUACAGUUGCAAAACCAAACCGUACAGUAUGAAAACUUAGCACAAGAAAGUAAAAAUAACGACGCAGCCAUGCAAAAGGCAAUGAAAAGCGCAGAAUAUAUAAAAGCUAAUAAUGACUGGUUAGAUGCCCAAGCCAACGCUAAAGCAGCCCAACUUAUAGGGUCAAUAAGGACAAAAAUACAAGCGGAUGAAGACAGUUCAAAUGAAGCUUUAAUGAAUGCUGACUUUAAGAAUGCCUUCGAAGCUCUUCAUAGUAAGGUGAAACUAGUGAACGACUUCUCAUCUGGAAAGAAACUGAAGUCUGAAG
Molecule: messenger RNA, 364 nt
Organism: Trichomonas vaginalis G3
Lineage: Eukaryota; Parabasalia; Trichomonadida; Trichomonadidae
Product: protein of unknown function, DUF4106 family
Exons: 1
Source: RefSeq, a predicted model, not a curated record